AUGAGUCAUAAGAGGAUCAUGCUUUUCACCAAUGAAGACAACCCCCACGGCAAUGACAGUGCCAAAGCCAGCCGGGCCAGGACCAAAGCCGGUGAUCUUCGAGAUACAGGCAUCUUCCUUGACUUGAUGCACCUGAAGAAACCUGGGGGCUUUGACAUAUCAUUGUUCUACAGAGAUAUUAUCAGCAUAGCAGAGGAUGAGGACCUCAGGGUUCACUUUGAGAAAUCCAGCAAGCUAGAAGACCUGUUGCGGAAGGUUCGCCCCAAGGAGACCAGAAAGCGAGCACUUAGCAGGUUAAAGCUGAAGCUCAACAAAGAUAUAGUGAUCUCUGUCGGCAUUUAUAAUCUGGUCCAGAAGGCUCUCAAGCCUCCUCCAAUAAAGCUCUAUCGAGAAACAAAUGAACCAGUGAAAACUAAGACCCGGACAUUUAAUACAAGUACAGGCGGUUUGCUUCUGCCUAGCGAUACCAAGAGGUCGCAGAUCUAUGGAAGUCGUCAGAUUAUACUGGAGAAAGAGGAAACAGAAGAGCUAAAAUGA
Messenger RNA from Callithrix jacchus (white-tufted-ear marmoset), 537 nucleotides. Lineage: Eukaryota; Metazoa; Chordata; Mammalia; Primates; Cebidae. The record is from RefSeq and is a predicted model, not a curated record.